CCGGUGGAUCAGUCUUAAAAUCAAUAUGGAUGCCUGAUGUUUAGGAUAUAAAAUGAACUUGUAGUUGGAAAGUUUUUUUUUAAAUGAUUUUAUUACACAUUUUCGAGUUCAGGUGAGCCCGGUUUCGAGGAAGUCGCAGUUGUAAACAAAACUAGAAAGGAAAGGGUAAAUCAAGUGAUAAAUUCCAGUACGGAAAAUGAAAUGGGCUGUUCAGAUAUUCAUCGUCUCGGCCUUGUGUCUAGUUAUAAAGAGUUUGGACGAUCCGUACAAAGUUCUCGGCAUACACAGGUCCUCCAGCGUUCCCGAGAUCAGAAAAGCGUACAAGCAGCUGGCUAAAGAAUGGCAUCCUGACAAAAAUGAUGAUCCAGCUGCCGCUGAUAAAUUUGUCGAAAUCACACAAGCAUACGAACUUCUUUCCGAUCCAGAAAGAAGAAGGCUUUUUGAUACUUUUGGCCGAGUGGAGGAAUCCCGGCCACGCCCCGAACCCCAGUAUAGGCAGUAUGAUCCUUUCGACGACAUAUUCGCUGGUUCAGGAUUUAGAUUUAGGUUCUCCGAUAGAGAUAUCACACUCUUCCACAAACUUUCUAUAACGUCUAGGGCUUAUGAAAAUAUCCUUGUACCAAAAAGUUAUAGGACUCCGCAUUUGCUUCUUUUCUACUCCGACUGGUGUUUCCCAUGUCUCCAAGUAGAGCCAGUAUGGAAAAGGAUAAUGGAAGAGCUCGAGCCAAUCGGUGUCGGUAUCGCGACGGUUCAUGCGGAAAAUGAAAAAGGGCUGGCUAGAAAAGUUGGUGUACCUUCCCUACCUUGUCUCAUCCUCCUUUCUGAUGGGAGGUCAAGCGUUUACAAAGAAUCAUUGUUCAGUAUACAGAAAGUUGUUGAAUUUGUACGAAACAAAAUGCCUUAUAAGAUGGUGCCUCAGAUAAAUGAUGAAAAUGUGGAUGUUUUUCUUUCCGGGUGGGUUGACAAUAAAGUCCGCGCUCUUGUUUUUCAAAGGUCAGAUCCUUUACGUCUCCGCUACCUUCUGACAGCCUUUUACCACAGGGAUCGAGUCGCUUUUGGUUAUGUUCCAUUGGGGCCAAAUAUGUUAAAAGUCAGAGAAAAAUAUCAAGUAUCGAGCGAGCAAGAUGCGCUGCUCGUCUUCAAUGAAAUCACAGAAAGACCGGUUGCUUCUGUCAGUAUGGCUGACAUACCAGUUCAUACAAUGCACGAUGUCAUAAACAAUAACAAUUAUCUACUACUACCCAGGCUCUCAUCCCAGGCUUUAUUGGAUGCAUUAUGUCCAGCUGGUAUGUCUUCUACAAGAAAGAGAUUGUGUGUAGUUUUGGUAUGUCAAGAUACCCCCAGUCAUGACCCUCACCGCCAAUCAUUAAGACGAUUUGCCCUCGAGUCUCAUUAUUCAAAAGAGCGAGUAAGAUUUAUGUACAUUUAUCAAGAGCGGCAACCCCAAUUCAUCAGCGCUUUGACAUCUGGGAAAAAUAGCCCUGACGAGCCACUUCUACACGUGGCUAUACUUUGUAGAAGGGAUUCGUCACAUGUCAAGUAUGAAUGGAUCAGCAGUCAGGAAACUUGGGAAAGUUAUAACAACACAAAACAACACUUGGAAUCAGCGAUUGAUAGAGUUCUGCACACUACGCAACAAUCAUUACUGAAUGAAGCUGUUAUCGGAGAGCUGAUUGAUGAACACACGCAGGGUAUUAUGUCCAAACUCUUAACAAGGUUCCUCCAGACGAUUGAUGCACUUCAAGAGUCAUUAGGAAAGGAGCAUAUCCUUCCAGCUUUAUCCGUACUAGCGACAAUUAUGAUCAUAAUAGGAGCAGGGUAUUGCAUGAACUACCUAAUGAAAUUGGAGGAAGCUAGAGUACAAGGCGAGUGUGGCGGUAUGACAAAUGGCAUCAAGACAAAUGGCUACCAGCCGCAGCUCAAAAUUCAUGAAAUGCGGGCAGAAACGUACAACGGUUUAGUAAGGCUACUCAGGCCUGGCUGUAGGACCAUUCUUCUGCUCGUCGAUUCUCAGUCGAAACCGAAGCUCGUGCCGAAAUUCCACUCGCACGUUUGGCCAUAUCGAAAGAAUAAAACGUUGAUGUUUGCCAUACUGAACUUGGAAAGAGGGUUGAGCUGGUAUACAGAAAUUUUAAGCCAGAGUCUCCCCGAGCCGAGAGACCUGAGCAUCAAUCCCAAAAACUGUAUCGGAACGGUCUUAGCUCUCAACGGAUUAAGGAAAUAUUUUUGCAUAUACCAUGCUAAACACCCUGAAGGCAGCUAUUGGGGAAAAUCGCGAAUGAAGAGAAUAAUGAAUAACCAGUUGGGUGUAAAAACAUCAGGAGGAUUUAUAGGAUUUGACGAUACUACAUCAGAGAGUGAUCUUUCAGAUGUAGAACAAGGACUUCACCCAGAGCCACCUAGCAAAUAUGGAGAUGUGUUGUUUGUUGAAAAUCUCUUGGACGGCUUACCAAACUGGCUCGACAGGCUGUUUGAAGGGACUACUCAUCGGUACUACCUCAAUUAUUGGCCGGAUUUUGGGGCGAAGUGAAUUAACUUUUUUUUCUACAAAGAAAAAAAAACAACAUUGUGAUGAUGUCAGCGUUUGGAGUCAACCCUCCUUAGUCCGCCCCUUCCCUUCCUUCUGAUCCAUAAAAAUUCCUGAUUAAAGAUCUCGCUCAAAAAAUGAAUCUUAACAAACAAGUAAAGGAACAUCCUCUCGGAUAAAAAGCCUUAAUGAGUGAUAAUGAAAGUAUAUUUAAUCGACGAGAGAACUUUUGGCUGUUUUAGACACUAAAGAAAAAGAUACUUCCAUUUUUGUUUUUGCUUUGCAGUAAUUUAAAAUGUACUGUUGACAGAUAAUUUUAAUAAGAUAAAUUUUUAGUGAUUUAGUAAAUCAAAAGCACUAUAAGAUUAGAAGCAUUAAAAUAAAUUUUUAGCACCGAUGAAUAGGGCUUUAAACUUUUUUGAAGUAAGAUUUUUGACUAAACAGAUUAUCCAUUAUUAAAAAAAAGUUACAAGAAAAUUGUGAUUGUUCAUAAAUAGACAUUUGAAUUUUUUUCUUUCUAAACACGAACUUUUCAGCAUUCCUAAAUAAAAUAUGAAAUAAUCUUUCUUUUUUUAAUUAUAUUUAGUCAAUAUGUAAUCAACUGUUUAAUUUUUUUAUUAUCGUUGUGUAUUAAAAUAGUCAAGUAGUUAUACAAUUUUAGCCAAAUUUUCGGUGGGUUUUUUCGAGGUUGGUAAUUUUUGUACUAUUUGUAAAUAAUCAUUGUCUUUUUAUAAAAUAAUAAUUUAUGAAUAUAUUAAUUUAUCUCCCUUGAUGAUUUCCAUCACAUAUCAAAUCAAUGAAAAAUCGUAAAUUCGUUCUAGCAUUUUCUCUGGGUUGGGAAGAAAUUGUUGGCCAAAACAAAAACAAAAAAAGCAACAAGUAAGAAAGACAUUUUUCUAGGUUAUUUUUCCUCUCUGGUUGAGUAAAUCCUUUAUUUUUAAUUAAUUGUGGAAUUAGUUAUUUGGUUUGAAAAAACAUUUUAUUUUUUACUUAUGAAUACUUUUAGAUGGUAUGUUAUACAUAGAACUCCCUCCCCCAUUAUAAAAUGCAGAAAUGAAAGUUCUGUCAUCACAAUUUAAUCUACCUCCUUUCUUUUUCUCUUCCUUUUAUUUCUUUUAUACCUAGGUGAAUUAAAACUUGGGGAAUUUGAUGUUUUUGUGUUUUAAAAAUUUAAAAAAGGACCUUCCUUUUAUUAUUUAUUUAUUUAUUUAAAUUAUAAUUUUUUAAAUUAAGUUAAAAGUGUAAUAAGGGCAAACUGAACUUUAGUUUGCAAUUUCUCGAUUGUUUGCAAUCUUCAAUCAGAAUUUUAAACGCUGUUAUGUAUAUCAUAAAUGAAAUUAUUAAAUUUUAACACUGCAGUAAAAUUAACUCAAUAAAAUACUGACAUGUAAUGAUCCAAUAUAAAAAUUUGUUACAUGUUUUAUGCAAUUUUCAUUUUAAGAAACAAAUAAUUUUAUCAAUUAAAAAUACAGAACCAUUGCAUAAUUUGUACUAAAACAGAAAUUGCCCAAAGAAUGUUAUAACGAUUAUUAUAAAACUGGUCAAUUUUCUGUGAUAAAUUAGUGAUUUCUCUCAUAAUUGCCUACAUUUUUGUUUUAAGUUUGUUACUUAUUUUUAUUACAAAAAAUCAUUUUGUGAAAUCACAGCAUUUCUUCACGAUUAUAGAGAAAAAUAUAAAAAAGUAAUCUUGCACUAAAAGCUAGUCAUUAGCAAAAUAAAUUCAUAUUUCUAUAAUGAAUUUUAAAAAAAGCUACUGUAUCAAUGCUGUCUAUUAUGCAGUUUUAAUUAUUUAUCCUAGUCAUUAUUGAUAUGAAAGACGAUUGUUUAAUUAUUAGAUUUUUCUAAUUGUGUUGUGCCAUAUUUUGUUGAUUUGUUAUGCUUUUGAGUGUACAGAAAACCAAACAAGCUUAUAUUUUCAAAAAUAAAAAUGGAUUUUGUACAUCCAAAACAAAUAUGUUAUAUUUCUUGGUCGAAACAAAAAUGUUAAAAGAGUUGUGCUUCUUAGUGAGGAUACAGCUGGAAAUUUUAUUUAUUAUUCAUUAAAUGAAUUAAUUGAUAGCA
Messenger RNA from Cimex lectularius (bed bug), 4588 nucleotides. It is a transcript of the gene l(3)80Fg, whose product is annotated as dnaJ homolog subfamily C member 16. The record is from RefSeq and is a predicted model, not a curated record. The coding region runs from base 197 to 2530 and encodes 777 amino acids. The transcript is spliced from 12 exons. NCBI's taxonomy places the organism in Eukaryota, Metazoa, Arthropoda, Insecta, Hemiptera, Cimicidae.